CUCCACACAACUCCUCUCUCUCUCUCUCUCUCUCUCUCUCUCUCUCUCUCUCUCUCUUCUCUCUCUCUAGGACUGUAGAUGCACAUAUACAUAAAACUUCACCGUAUCUAUAUUAUCUCCACAAUAUUCUUCUUCUACAAUUAAAAUAAAAAAACAUUAUUUUUAUUUGGUAGGAUUAAAUUUCUGGAAGAUGCAAGCGAAUAACGAUUCCGAAUCUCAACCGAGUAAUAAUCCCCAAAAGGAUGGUGGGAACAACGACGACGAGAGCACUAGUGACAACAAGGUGGCGGCGGCGCCGCCGAUAGCGGCGGCGGCGGCGCAGGGGCAGCAGUGGGUGGCGAUGCCGUACCCGCCGGCGGCGGCGGCGAUGGUAAUGCAGCAUGGGAUGAUACCGGCGCCGCAUUACGCGCCGCACUACAUGCCCUUCCACCACCCACACCCUCACCCACACCACCGCCACCACUACCACCACCAGCCGCCGCCGCCGCCGUCUCCGCAGCAUCAUCAGGGCGGCAACGGCAAUGGGGAGAAUCGCACGAUCUGGGUGGGUGACCUACAUAAUUGGAUGGACGAACAGUAUCUCCGCACUUGCUUCGAUUCGACCGGAGAGGUUUCCUCGAUAAAGCUCAUUCGCAAUAAGCAAACGGGGUCCACCGAAGGGUACGGAUUUGUGGAAUUCUCAACUCACGCCGCAGCCGAAAAAGUCCUCCAAUCCUAUUCUUGCAUGGCUAUGCCCAGCACCGAUCAAUUUUUCCGUUUGAAUUGGGCUACAUUCAGCAUGGGCGACAAACGUUCGAAUAUGAACGGCUCAGAUCGCUCCAUCUUCGUAGGGGACUUAGCCGCUGAUGUCACCGACACAUUACUGCACGAGACUUUUUCCACUAAAUACCCCUCCGUUAAAGCUGCUAAAGUUGUCAUUGAUGCUAUUACGGGCCGCUCGAAAGGCUACGGUUUCGUUAGGUUCGAAGAUGAUAGUGAAAGAUCGCAGGCUAUGACUGAAAUGAACGGUGUUUAUUGCUCGAGUAGGCCCAUGCGAAUUGGCCCAGCUACUCCGAGGAAGUCGUCUGGUUAUCAGCAACAAUACUCGCCACAAGGUGGGUACUCAAAUGGCUUCUCUGCGCACGGCUCGCAAUUAUCUGAUGGAGAUUCCGUGAACACGACAAUUUUUGUUGGAGGACUCGACCCUAGUGUCACAGACGAAGAACUGAGGCAGCCCUUUUCGGAAUACGGUGAAAUAGUAUCUGUCAAAAUACCAGUUGGAAAAGGAUGUGGCUUUGUACAAUUCGUCAACAGGAACGAUGCCGAGGAGGCAUUGCAGCAGUUGAGUGGUAAAACAAUUGGAAAGCAAACUGUUCGUCUUUCGUGGGGGCAUAGCCCUGCAAAUAAACAGUCGAGGGUCGAUUAUGCACAUCAAUGGACAGGUGCAGCGUACUACGGUGGUCCCUACUUCGACGGCUAUGGAUAUGCUUUGCCGCCACCUCACGAUCCGAAUAUGUACGCCGCUGCAUAUGGUGCGUACCCGUUUUACGGGACCCAUCAACAGCAAGUAAGCUGAAAGAAAAAAAAAAGAAAAAAGUUCGCUCUGCCAAUAAAAAAAUAACAUUUUUUUUUCGCAUACGUGGAGCAAAACCGUAUACCUCACAUGUUUGUUGUGUGUGUUUUGGGCCGAUCCGCACGCACACACACGAGCGUGGAAUUUUGAUCCGAUUUUUUUUAGGUAGUAAGUUAGCUCUCUAGGGAAAAUACUUAAGUGAGGAUUUUUGUUUUGUUUAGAAGUGUGUAUGGACUUGAUAUUGAAGACUCUACUUCUAGAUUUAUUAGAAUAAAAAUGUGAUCUUUCAAUGAAUUAUUUUGAUUGAGAUACAUUUAUAAUUUAUAAUAAAUACUUUGAUUUAUAA
This is a messenger RNA of Erythranthe guttata (spotted monkey flower), 1898 nucleotides long. RefSeq names its product polyadenylate-binding protein RBP47. Gene Ontology annotation, molecular function: mRNA binding. The record is from RefSeq and is a predicted model, not a curated record. Gene Ontology annotation, cellular component: cytosol. NCBI's taxonomy places the organism in Eukaryota, Viridiplantae, Streptophyta, Magnoliopsida, Lamiales, Phrymaceae.